AUGCAUGCGACUGAACAUUGCCUGCAGAAGAUCUUUCACCAGCAGCGCAAGAUACUCCCCUUGAAAACUGCCUUCAGCCUCGACAAGUACGUGAGUGAUGUCUUGGAGUACGUCCACAGCUACGAGUACACCCACUCCUAUGUGAAGCCGUCGAGGCUACUGCACGGAUUUAGCAAAGGCAAUGAAAACCACCUAUACCUGGUAGACGCUGCCAUUUUCCGUGUACCGACAAGUCGAACCAGCCAUCAGAAGUGCAAAGAAGAUCUCAGGAAGGCGAACGACGGUACCACUGUGUUCGCAACUCGGGAAGCUCGCACUAGUGCCCGCCCACGAAAUGGUACCGUUGAGCUCCUGGGACGCAUGCUGUUCCAGUGGCUUUGUUGUCGACAGUCGCGGGAGGACGACUUCAAGAGUCGCAAGUUCCUAGGCCAAGAGAAGAGCCCACUGAUUGAAGAAGUCCGCCAUCUCAUGAGCAAAUGGAUCCCAAACGAGACCAUGCCAUGUAGCAUCAAUGUUUCUGCACUUCGCGGCUACAGAGCUUUGCCAGGUGCUGCUACAGAUGCGGCUGAACAGGACCUGCAGAAAAUACUUGACCAGCAGGGCAAGACACUUCCCUUGAAAACUGCCUUCAGCAUUGACACAAGCGUGAGUGAUGGCUUGAAGUACGUCCGCAGCUACAAGUCCACCCACGACACCCCGAUGUGA
Messenger RNA from Rhipicephalus microplus (southern cattle tick), 705 nucleotides. RefSeq names its product serine/threonine-protein kinase VRK1-like. The record is from RefSeq and is a predicted model, not a curated record. NCBI's taxonomy places the organism in Eukaryota, Metazoa, Arthropoda, Arachnida, Ixodida, Ixodidae.